CGCCGGGACCGGCGGCGCCGCGGGCAGUCCCGGGGCAGCCGGUCGGUGUGAGGGGCGGUGGGAGCGGGACGGGAGAGCGGCCGGUGACAGCGGAGCCCUGAGGAUGCGGGGCCGGAUCCCGGGAAUCUGCGGAGCCCUGAGGAUGCGGGGCCGGAUCCCGGGAAUCUGCGGAGCCCUGAGGAUGCGGGGCCGGAUCCCGGGAAUCUGCGGAGCCCUGAGGAUGCGGGGCCGGAUCCCGGCCCUGCUCGGCCUGGCCCUGGCCUUGGCAUCGCUGCUGCCCACGGCCGGAGCGCGCCGGAGCCAGGACCUGCACUGCGGAGCCUGCAGGGCGCUGGUGGACGAGCUGGAGUGGGAGAUCGCCCAGGUGGAUCCCAGAAAAACCAUCCAGAUGGGCUCGUUCCGCAUCAACCCCGACGGCAGCCAGUCGGUGGUGGAGGUGCCGUACGCUCGGUCCGAGGCGCACCUGACGGAGCUGCUGGAGCGCGUGUGCGAGAAGAUGAAGGAGUACGGCGAGAAGGCGGACCCGGCCACGCACCGCAAGAGCUACGUCCGCGUCAUCUCCCACGACGGCACCAAGAUGGACCUUUCCGGGGUCAAGUUCGACGGGGAUGUCACCUCCAGCCUGAAAUUCGCGUGCGAGAGCAUCGCUGAGGAGUACGAGGACGAGCUCAUCGAGUUUCUGUCGCACGAGGCUGAGAACGUCAAGGACCGGCUCUGCAGCAAGAGGACGGACCUGUGUGACCACGCGCUCCACAUCCCGCACGACGAGCUGUGACUGCCUCCGGAGCAGGGACCGGGACAGCGCCGGGACCCACCGGGAUGGCCCCGGGACCCACCGGGAUGGCCCCGGGACAGACGGAUCUGCCGGGACCUCCACGGCUCUGGAGCUGCUGCCUCGCCCCGUGCGGAGCUCCCGUCCUAUUUAUUCCCCGUCCGGGGCCACCGGGACGGCCACGGGGCCGGGGCCACGUCCUCGCUCCUGCCGGGACAUUUCAGGGACAUUCCUGCCCCGCUGCCGGGGGACACGGGGGACACACCGGGGCUCAGCCCCUGCGGGGUGGGGGUUUGGGGACCCCCCCUCCCUUUUGCAGGCAAUAAAGGGGCCGUGGGCCCACCCGAGGGCA
Vidua chalybeata is the source of this 1124-nucleotide messenger RNA. It is a transcript of the gene CNPY2, whose product is annotated as canopy FGF signaling regulator 2. The coding region runs from base 104 to 775 and encodes 223 amino acids. Gene Ontology annotation, cellular component: endoplasmic reticulum. The record is from RefSeq and is a predicted model, not a curated record. Lineage: Eukaryota; Metazoa; Chordata; Aves; Passeriformes; Viduidae. The transcript is spliced from 6 exons.